AGAGUGUUUUUACCAUACAAAUACAUGCUGGGGAAAGAAGUUCACUACAUUCUGCAACAAAAAGAUCCCUGUAACAGACAAAACUCCGACCGCCACCACGUGGCUGAUCACCUCCUCUUCUUUCUCCUUCAAAAGUAUUUUUAUAAACACGAUAACGUAACCCUCCAUAAAUACUGCACUUCAUUCUCCCUUGCUAACUUCCUCCCUUUAUAUAAGCAUACAAAUCCUCUCCCUCUCUUGUUUUUUCUUCUUCUUCUUCGGGAUAUUACUGUUUUCAUGGCGAAGAGUAUUUUGGUUACCGGCGGUGCCGGUUACAUAGGGAGCCAUACGGUGCUGCAGCUUUUACUUGGCGGUUACAGCAUCGUGGUUGUUGAUAAUCUCGACAACUCCUCUGAUAUUGCUCUUAAAAGAGUUAAAGAACUCGCCGGUGAUUUCGCUAAGAACCUCGUCUUUCACCAGGUUGAUCUCCGGGAUAAGCCAGCACUGGAAAAAAUUUUUGCCAGGACAAAAUUUGAUGCUGUCAUUCACUUUGCUGGGCUGAAAGCGGAUGGUGAGAGUGUGCAGAAACCAUUGCUUUACUUUAACAACAAUCUCAUUGGAACAAUUACCCUGCUAGAAGUUAUGACUUCCCAUGCAUGCAAGCAGUUGGUGUUUUCAUCUUCAGCUACUGUUUAUGGUUGCCCAAAGGAGGUUCCAUGUACAGAAGAGUUUCCUUUGUCUGCUGCCAGCCCAUACGGAAGAACCAAGCUCUUCAUUGAAGGGAUCUGCUGUGAUAUCUACCGUUCAGACUCUGAAUGGAAGAUCAUUUUACUUAGAUACUUCAAUCCAGUUGGUGCACAUCCAAGUGGUUAUAUUGGUGAGGAUCCACGUGGAAUUCCAAACAAUCUCAUGCCCUAUGUGCAGCAAAUUGCUGUUGGCAGGCGGCCUCAUCUAACCGUUUAUGGAACUGAUUAUUCAACUAAAGACGGUACUGGGGUACGUGAUUACAUUCAUGUUGUUGAUUUAGCGGAUGGGCACAUUGCUGCAUUGCAUAAGCUCUCUGAUGCUAAUAUAGGUUGUGAAGUGUACAACUUGGGAACAGGAAAAGGUACAUCUGUUCUGGAGAUGGUUGCGGCAUUUGAGAAGGCAUCUAGAAAGGAAAUUCCCCUUGUAAUGGCCCCACGGCGACCUGGUGACGCUGAAAUUGUGUAUGCAGCUACAGAGAAGGCAGAACGUGAAUUAAAUUGGAAGGUAAAAUAUGGUAUUGAUGAGAUGUGUAGGGAUCAAUGGAACUGGGCCUGCAAGAACCCUUAUGGCUAUGGAUCUUCUGACAGCACUAACUAAAGUUCAUAUCCGUAUCUAUCACAGACUAAAUACUGUCUCGUGUACUGUAAUGUCUUCCAAAGUAUUAGGUUCUCGAAGUUUCACUCGGGAGUUUUUAUUUGAUAAACUUGCUGAAGAUAUCAUCCUAGAAUGAGCUGCCAUGCCGUGCUGGGUUGCUUCUGUUUAGAUGGUUCAAUUUGUUGUCCCUAUUGUGGAAUAGAGACAUUUUUUUUAAGAUAACAUAUCGAUAUUCACUCUUUAACGAAGAACCCUUUUCUAAUCUGGUGUCCCUUGUUCUCUGUUUCAUUUUCGUGUUUCUGGAGGCAACAAUCUGUAGUCAUACCAUCGAUAACAUUAAAUUUGCUUCAGGAUGGUAAAUCACAGAAAACCACGAAGUCUG
Messenger RNA from Populus euphratica (Euphrates poplar), 1702 nucleotides. Its product is annotated as UDP-glucose 4-epimerase GEPI48-like. Gene Ontology annotation, molecular function: UDP-glucose 4-epimerase activity. Bases 25 to 1323 code for a protein of 432 amino acids. The record is from RefSeq and is a predicted model, not a curated record. Gene Ontology annotation, cellular component: cytosol. Gene Ontology annotation, biological process: galactose metabolic process. The transcript is spliced from 9 exons. Lineage: Eukaryota; Viridiplantae; Streptophyta; Magnoliopsida; Malpighiales; Salicaceae.